CGGCAGCAGAUCGGCCUCCUGUGCUCCGCCCCAGGCCCUGCUCGGCACGCAGCGAGCCGGGAGGAGCGGGCGCCUGGCGGCCGCCGCUACAACUGUCGUGCCGGUAGGAUGGGGCUGGACCCACUGUUCCAGGCCUGGAGCUACUUCAGGCGGAGGAAGUUCCGGCAGUGCUCGGAGCUUUGCUCGGAGUUGCUGGAGAGGCCACCCGGCGAGCAGGAGUCUGAUGCUGAAUACACAGUGUUUCAGGCUGCCUGGAGCCUGAAAACACGAGCUUUGACAGAAAUGGUGUACGUGGAUGAAAUUGAGAUGGAUCAAGAAGGAAUUGCAGAGAUGAUGCUAGAUGAAAAUGCCAUUGCUCAGGUCGCACGACCGGGAACAUCUUUGAAGCUCCCUGGAACUAGCCAAGGUGGAGGCCCCAGCCCAGCUGUUAGGCCGGUAACUCAAUCAGGAAGACCUAUUACAGGAUUUGUGAGACCCAGCACGCAAAGUGGGCGGCCAAGUACUAUGGAACAGGCUAUAAGAACACCUCGAACAGCGCUCACAGCUCGUCCAAUUACCAGUGCUUCUGGGAGAUAUGGCAGGCUAGGAACGGCUUCAAUGAUAACAAAUCCAGAUGGCCCCUUCAUAAAUCUGUCUCGACUGAAUUUAGCAAAAUAUGCUCAAAAACCAAAACUGGCAAAGGCAUUGUUUGAAUAUAUUUUUUACCAUGAAAAUGACGUAAAAAAUGCUCUAGAUUUGGCAGCCCUUGCCACUGAGCAUGCACAAUUCAAGGACUGGUGGUGGAAAGUCCAAAUUGGGAAGUGCUACUAUAGGUUAGGAUUAUUUCGCGAAGCCGAGAAACAAUUUAAGUCAGCUCUCAAGCAGCAAGACAUGGUUGAUACAAUCUUGUAUUUGGCAAAAGUGUAUUUGCGCUUGGAUCAGCCUGUAACAGCUAUGAACCUUUUCAAGCAAGGGUUAGAUCGAUUUCCUGGAGAAGUAACUCUUAUUUGUGGAAUUGCCAGAAUCCAUGAGGAAAUGAACAAUAUCUCCUCGGCUGCAGAGUACUAUAAAGAGGUCUUAAAACAAGACAAUACUCACGUGGAAGCCAUUGCUUGCAUUGGCAGUAACCAUUUUUAUUCAGACCAACCUGAGAUAGCUCUGCGGUUUUAUAGACGGCUCCUGCAGAUGGGUGUUUAUAACUGCCAACUUUUUAACAAUCUGGGUCUCUGUUGCUUCUAUGCCCAGCAAUAUGAUAUGACACUGUCUUCAUUUGAACGUGCACUGUUUCUGGCUGAAAACGAAGAGGAGACAGCAGAUGUGUGGUACAACCUGGGACAUGUGGCGGUGGGAAUAGGAGACCUGAAUCUGGCUUACCAGUGUUUUAAGCUCACAUUAGUCAACAAUAAUGACUAUGCUGAAGCUUACAACAACUUGGCUGUGCUGGAAAUGCAAAAAGGUCACAUUGAACAGGCAAGAGCUUUGCUGCAAACUGCUUCAUCUUUAGCACCUCAUAUGUAUGAACCCCAUUUCAAUUUUGCAAUACUCUCAGAGAAGGUUGGAGAUCUUCAGAGGAGUUAUAGUGCUGCUCAGAAGUCAGAAGAAGCGUUUCCAGGCCAUGUUGAUACACAGCAGCUCAUCAAACAGUUAAAACAGCACUUUGCUAUGCUCUGAUGAGCAUAUUUUUUAUGAUGUAAAAACAGUAACCAAUGCAAAUGUCCCAUACAUCUUUUUGAAAAUCCGAGCAGAUAAACCAUACUUAAUGCAUUCCUGUGGCAAAGCCUGUGGUACUUUGAGUAGAAGUAAGGUUUAGAGGUCCUAAUUAGUUUCUGUCAUCUUAAAACAGAUCGCUUACUGAAAUACGAGGACAUGUCGUAGCUAUAUACACGAGAGGUGACAGAAAUGGCAGGAUACUACUGGUAUGACAGCUGUGAAAUGGUUUUCUGGUAUAUAAGGAAGUAAGUCUCCAUGUAAUAUUAAUGAACAGUUUAAAAUGCUUUUUCUGACUUUUCUGCUGGGAAAAAAAAGUGGUUUUUAAAAUAUUCCUGUGUGACCGUCUGUCAAGUAAUACAGAAUAAUCAUACUUCCUAACUGGUCUUCAAUCUUGGCUUUUGAUAGUAUCCUUUCUUACUGAAUGUUAAGUUUUAAAAAUAAAAUACCUAAAAAGAAUUUAAAAUACCCUAUGUGAAGCAGAAGUUCUUGUAUUCCUUGUUGCACUGUGUGAAU
Molecule: messenger RNA, 2202 nt
Organism: Dryobates pubescens (Downy woodpecker)
Lineage: Eukaryota; Metazoa; Chordata; Aves; Piciformes; Picidae
Gene: TTC8
Product: tetratricopeptide repeat domain 8
Exons: 15
Coding region: 109-1650 (513 amino acids)
Biological process (GO): non-motile cilium assembly
Cellular component (GO): ciliary basal body; BBSome; non-motile cilium
Molecular function (GO): protein binding
Source: RefSeq, a predicted model, not a curated record